AUGCGAUUGUUUUCCCUUCCCCGACGAAUCGAUCCCGGCCUUUUACAGACUCGAGGUAUUUCUGCUGCGAACGCGGUUGACUUGACGUUCACAAGAUAUGGAGAGCUUGAAGCCGACCGCAAGCACGCGCCGCUGCUGAUAUGUCACGGACUAUUCGGACAGAAGUCGAACUGGAAUUCGGUGGGAAAGGCUAUACAGCGACGCCUAGGCAACGUGGUAUAUGCUGUGGAUUUGAGGAACCAUGGUGAUGCUCCUCAUAUCCCAUCGAUGUCGUACACCGAGCAAGCGGCUGAUGUGCAGAAAUUGAUCAAAAAGAUCUGCGAUGAAGGCAGCUUCAAGAAGGUCAACUUGUUGGGCCACAAUCCAAACGGUGGUCAUCUGCUUGAUCGUCUGAUAAUCGAGGACGUCAGCCCGAAAGGCUAUUCGAUCAGCUCUCACCUUUUCAAGGACUACGUAGACGCCAUGAAGUCUGCAAAUCUUCGCAAAUCGAGACAAGAUAUUUCCAAGGACUUGGAAAAAGCGGUCCCGGAGUUGCCUAUCCGACAAUUUCUACUAACUAAUCUGCGUGCUGGGAGUGACGGGGGCUUUGAGUGGAAGGUCAAUUUGGACGCGAUCGGACAGCAUUUUGGCGAACUGCUGGGAUGUGAUCUGCCGGUGGGAGCAUUCCGCGGGAAGACUCUUUUCAUUUACGGAGAACGUAGCGGAUACGUUCCGGAUACGGAUCGGCCUCUGAUUCGCAAUCUAUUUCCCCAGGUGGAGUUCCAUUCGAUCGCAGAGGCCGGCCAUUGGGUCCACGCCGACCAGCCCAAGGCAUUCAUCGAUGGAAUUUGUGGUUUUAUUGAAAAA
Molecule: messenger RNA, 846 nt
Organism: Mesorhabditis spiculigera
Lineage: Eukaryota; Metazoa; Nematoda; Chromadorea; Rhabditida; Rhabditidae
Source: the annotation of a GenBank genome assembly